Propithecus coquereli (Coquerel's sifaka) is the source of this 2723-nucleotide messenger RNA. RefSeq names its product KIAA1958 ortholog. NCBI's taxonomy places the organism in Eukaryota, Metazoa, Chordata, Mammalia, Primates, Indriidae. The transcript is spliced from 4 exons. The coding region runs from base 175 to 2319 and encodes 714 amino acids. The record is from RefSeq and is a predicted model, not a curated record.
GCUCCGCUUGCCUUCGGUCCCCGGCUCCCCGGCCCCUCUCCUCCCGCCCUCGCUCCCCUCCGUCCCGCCCCGUCCAGCCCCGGCUGCCCGGCGCCCGCAGGCCCCCCCCGCCGCCCGCGUUCCUAUGGACAGACGCACAGACACCUGCAGGAAAGACACUGCUGAUCCUGGAACAUGGAGGAUUGUCUUCAUACCUCAUCUGAGAAUCUGUCCAAGUUGGUCAGCUGGGCCCACAGCCAUGGGACCAUUUGCAGCCUCAUUCCAAACCUGAAACACUUGCUUUCAGAAGGUUCCCAUGGGAACCUGACAGCAAUGUGGGGCUGUAGUGCUGGCCAUGCUUAUCACUGGCCACUCACAGCUACUUGCAGAGCUGGGUCCCAAGAGAGAGUCUGUUUCCAGGAUAACAGAAGUUUCAACUCUGAUAGUCCCAGUAUAAUCGGGGUGCCUUCUGAGACACAGACUAGCCCUGUUGAAAGGUACCCUGGGAGACCAGUGAAAGCAAAGCUAGACUGUAACCGGACCAGAGACUCUUGCGAUUUCUCCUAUUGCAGUGAGCCCUCUGAACUGGAUGAAGCUGUUGAAGAAUAUGAAGAUGAGAACACCCUGUUUGACAUGGUUUGUGAGUCCUCUGUUACAGAUGAGGAUAGUGACUUUGAACCCCAAAACCAAAGGCCUCAAAGCAUUAGUCGCAAAAGGCCUGGAAUAGUCCCGUCUUCCCUCCAUUCAAGCUCCCAGGUGCAGAUGGUAGAUGAAUGCAGCAAUGAUGUCAUUAUCAAGAAAAUCAAACAAGAGAUUCCUGAGGAUUAUUACAUUGUGGCAAAUGCAGAGCUGACAGGAGGGGUUGAUGGACCAACCCUGUCAUUGACACAGAUGGCAAAACCCAAGCCUCAGACUCAUGCUGGUCCCUCCUGUGUCGGGUCUGCUAAGCUGAUUCCCCACGUAACAUCUGCCAUCAGCACGGAGCUAGACCCACACGGUAUGUCUGCAUCCCCCUCUGUGAUCUCCAGACCAAUCGUCCAGAAGACUGCUAGGGUAUCUCUGGCUUCGCCAAACAGAGGACCCCCGGGUGCCCAUGGCCAGCAGGUGGCCAUGCAGAUGCCUGUGAGCACAUCCCACCCUAACAAACAAAUCAGUAUCCCUUUGUCUGCCCUGCACCUGCCUGGACAGGAUGAGCAUGUUGCUUCUGAAGAGUUCCUGUCCCAUCUGCCCAGCCAGGUCUCCUCCUGUGAGGUAGCCCUUUCUCCCUCAGUUAACACAGAGCCAGAAGUGAGCUCCAGUCAGCAGCAGGCCCCAGUUGCUCCAACCAUAACCACUGAGGCCACAGCACAGUGCAUACCAGCUUAUUCUACUAAGCUCAACAAAUUUCCUGUAUUUAAUAUUAAUGAUGACUUGAAUGAUCUAUGUACCAGUGCAGUAAGCCCAAAUACUACCAAAGCCACGCGGUACGCCCUGAAUGUGUGGCGAUAUUGGUGCAUGACCAACGGGCUCAAAGAUCACACGGACAUCACCAAGAUCCCUGCAGUGAAGUUGAACGAGCUGCUCGAGAACUUUUAUGUCACCGUUAAGAAGAGUGACGGCUCAGACUUCCUGGCCACCUCACUCCAUGCCAUUCGCCGAGGCCUGGACCGCAUCCUGAAGAAUGCAGGUGUGGGCUUUUCCAUCACCAGCAGCACCUUCAGCUCUUCCACCAAGAAACUCAAGGAAAAGCUGUGGGUGCUGAGUAAGGCAGGCAUGUCGGGUGCCCGUUCGCGCAACAUCGUCUACUUCUCCAUUUCUGAUGAGGAGGAGAUGUGGCAGGCAGGGUGUCUGGGGGAUGACAGCCCUAUCACCCUCUUGUCCACUGUGGUCAAGUACAACAGCCAGUACCUGAACAUGCGGACACUGCAGGAGCACGCAGAUCUGAUGUAUGGUGACAUCGAGCUGCUCAAAGACCCACAAAACCAGCCCUACUUUGCCCGGACAGACAGUGUCAAGCGGGAGAGUCGGAGUGGUUCCACCCGAGUGUGUCAUGGGAAAAUCUACCACGAGCAUUCCAGGGGACACAAACAGUGCCCUUACUGCCUCCUCUACAAGUACAUGUACAUCCAUCGGCCACCCACCCAAAUGGAGGCCAAGUCCCCCUUCUACCUUACUGCCAGGAAGGAGGCUGCAGACAUGGGCAGUGUGUGGUAUGAGGAGCAGAGGAUGGGACUGCGGUCUCUUCGGGGAAUUGUCCCAAACUUAGCCAAGAAGGUCAAGCUGGAAAACUGUGAGAACUUUACUUUCGUCUCGUUUACUCAGGUCUCCAGGAGGCUUGGCUCCCACAGCUGCUGCCAGUGAGCCCAGCCCGGGUGCAGCCCCCUGCCCUGCUCAUCCUCUUAGGCCAGAGCUCCCCCAGGCAGCCAGGGCCGGAGUCAGCAGUCACCGGAGCUCUGAGAGGCAGGGGCUGACUGAGCAGGACUUCACUGUCAGGGUGGUCUCCAUCAGUGUGGCCCAUCAGUGUGGCCCGCUAGUCCUUUGACUUUGGGUUUGUUUUUUAAAUGAAAGUAGGUGAGUCUGAAUAAUUCAGAUGUUUUAUCCAAAUAUGUGUCACCUUUGUUAACUUUUAGAAUCUAACACAAUGUGUAAUUGCUACAUACAAGAGUGAGGAAAUUCAUUUUAUCUAGUGCCUUUUUAGCACAGGUUUUCUCAAAAAAAAAGAAAAGAAAAAAAACAAAACAAAAAAGGAAACUGUUUAAGUAGUC